GCAAGGCAUUCUUCAUUGGGACCCUUCACUACCCCUCCAAGAAGGCUGCUUCACUACUAUUACCUUCAAUGGCUAAAACAAAGCCUCAACUCCUCUUCUUUCUCUUCAUCUUCAGUGUCUCUCUGCACUUCUUUCAUGGAAAGUCAUCACAGUUUGGCUCAGAGACCGAUUCGUGGCUCAACGACGAUGAAGAUGAUGAAGUUAUCAUGGUUGAAAGAAAGAAAAAUUCAAGGACUUGUGACUUCUCUACUGGAAAAUGGGUUUAUGAUCAGUCUUAUCCUUUAUAUGAUGCUAAUUGUCCAUAUCUUAGCUCCGCCGUGAUGUGUCAGAGAAAUGGAAGGCCUGAUAAUGACUAUGAGAAGUGGAGAUGGAAGCCACAAGGAUGCUCAAUUCCAAGGUUUGAUGCACUGAAGUUUCUUGGGAAAAUGAGGAAGAAGAGGAUUAUGUUGGUGGGUGAUUCUAUAAUGAGAAAUCAGUGGGAGUCUCUGGUCUGCUUAGUGCAAGGAGUGGUUCCGACCGGGCGUAAGAAGGUGACAUAUAAUGGUCCAACCAUGGCCUUCCAUGCCUUGGAUUUCGAGAUGUCAAUCGAGUUUUCUUGGGCUCCAUUGCUGGUGGAGCUGAAAAAGGGGGCUCAAAACAAGAGGAUACUGCAUUUGGACAGAAUUGAAGACAAUGCAAGAUAUUGGAGAGGAGCUGAUGUACUUGUUUUUGAUUCUGCUCACUGGUGGACUCAUUCUGAUCAAUGGAGUUCGUGGGAUUAUUACAUGGUGGGUCAGUCUCUAAUUAGAACAAUGAAUCCCAUGAUUGCAUACCAGAAAGGACUAAAUACAUGGGCAAAAUGGAUAGAACUAAACCUCGAUCCUCGUAAAACCCGGGUUUUUUUCAGGAGCAUGUCGCCUAGACAUAACAGAGAAAAUGGUUGGAAAUGUUACAACCAGAAGCAGCCUCUAACUUUUUUCAGUCACCAACAUAUACCAGAACCAAUGGUUGUCCUAAAAGAGGUGUUGAGAAGGAUGAGAUUUCCUGUUUAUUUGCAAGACAUCACAACAAUGUCUGGUCUGAGAAGAGAUGGACACCCUUCCGUGUAUAGGAGGGCAAUGGGACAAGAAGAGAAGCAGCACCCAAAAGAUUUCUCAUCUGAUUGUAGCCACUGGUGCCUCCCUGGGGUUCCUGAUAUUUGGAAUGAAAUGCUUAGUGCUUUGCUUUAGGUGAUGAUCCACUACUAAUACAGUCUAUGUUGUUAAAACUGUUUUGUGAAUUAGGGUGUUUUUUUUUUUUUAAUUUUAUGGUCUUGAUUAGGUGUAUUUGUGUGAUAAUUAGUGAUCAUGACUCAUGAUUUACUGUUUGGGUGUUGUUAUGCUAUUAUGCCUGUAAAAUGUAUGAUAUUUUUUCAUUUGACUUCA
Tripterygium wilfordii is the source of this 1403-nucleotide messenger RNA. RefSeq names its product protein trichome birefringence-like 36. Gene Ontology annotation, molecular function: O-acetyltransferase activity. Lineage: Eukaryota; Viridiplantae; Streptophyta; Magnoliopsida; Celastrales; Celastraceae. The record is from RefSeq and is a predicted model, not a curated record. The transcript has 5 exons. Bases 69 to 1208 code for a protein of 379 amino acids. Gene Ontology annotation, cellular component: Golgi apparatus.